Messenger RNA from Exaiptasia diaphana, 2793 nucleotides. RefSeq lists its product as uncharacterized. The coding region runs from base 1 to 2793 and encodes 930 amino acids. The record is from RefSeq and is a predicted model, not a curated record. Lineage: Eukaryota; Metazoa; Cnidaria; Anthozoa; Actiniaria; Aiptasiidae. Gene Ontology annotation, molecular function: zinc ion binding; nucleic acid binding. The transcript has a single exon.
AUGUCGCAGCCACCACCCAAACCAACACCCUUUGAUGGUGAUCCAGCUCGCUACCUCAAAUUUCGAUCRAACUUUAGAGAUCAAGUUGAAAGUAAACCGUCUCUAACUGACAGCGAAAGAAUGAACUACCUUAUGGCCUACACAACAGGAAAGGCCAGAGAAGCAAUAGAAUAUUAUGAAGGAUUGCCYAACGGAUGUCAACUUGCUCUUCAUGUCCUACAACAGAGAUUUGGUCAAAACGCCAUGAUUGUACAGGCGUUGAAGUCGUCUAUUAUUCAGGGACCAAAGUUGAAGGCUUAUGAUAAUGCUGGUUUCUUAGCAUUCUCUGACAAACUUGAAAAUUGCUACGGGUCCAUGCUUGAACUGAAAUCAUCUGAAUUGGACUGUACAACAAAUUUCAAGCUAAUUUACGAUCGUCUGCCUGACAGCCUACARAGAAAGUGGCGAAAUGAAGCAAAGUUGUAUCGCCUUAAAUCGAAUGGAAAGGAACCAACUUUGAAGGAACUUUGUGCCUUUGUUGCUUCAGAGGCGCAAACUGAGAAUGACCCAGUUUAUGGCGCUAUUGAUAACAAAGCUGUUACACAAGACAAAYCAUACRGCAACCGAGUUAAGAGAUUCUCUCCACAGAAGUCAGGAGCUGUGAAAUUACCUACCCUAGCAACUAGUGUGCAAUCCGUAAAUACAGAGCCAACGCAGAGUAAUCCAAAUGAAGAUAACAACCCUAACUGUAAAGUAUGCAAGAAAGAAAAACACGAUGUCUCUGUAUGUCCCGCAUUCUCUGAGAAAGAAGUAAAUAGGAGGCGGAAAUUCGCAAGGUUUAACAAAUUAUGUUAUCGAUGUCUAUCUACACAACACAUACAAAGUAACUGCCAAAACAGUAGCAGCUGUCAAGUAAAGGACUGCUCUUCACCUACUACUCAUCACUCCUUACUUCAUAUAGARYGUAAAGACAAUUCUAGUUGGACAGGAUGCACAACAACUGGAAUUAACAGUCAUGCRACAUCAGCUACUUCGAGUAGAAAAUUUGUAAUGCUUAAAGUUGUACCUAUGCGAGUUGUCACAAARGAUGGUAACACUGUCACAACGUAUGGACUAUUGGACUCUGCUGCUGUGACUACAAUGAUCAACUCAAAGCUUGCAAGGAAACUCAAACUUGAAGGAACUCCUGAGAGAAUAAACAUCAAUACAGUCGUUAAAAGCAACCAUGAGUGUAUUCUACCAAACGUCAACUUCGAGAUUACCCCAACUACWAAGAAAGGACCUUGYUUUAAAGUACAUCAAGCACUCGUAGUUGAAACCUUAAACAUACCUGAACAGUAUUGCCCAAACAAUCUGAAAUUGUCGUCAUGGUCUCAUCUUGAAGACCUGGACAUCCCGGAUGUGAAUGUUGACUUAAAUGAAGUGUCAAUUCUAGUUGGACAGGAUGUACCACAAGCACAUAUUGUACUUGAAUAUUGUUGGGGAGACRAUCCCUCAMACCAGCCAUAUGGAAUGAAAACACCGUUUGCGUGGUGUGUAGCUGGACCAACGUGCAAUAAAGAUGUCGACAACAAACCAGUUGCCUUAACUGUUUUCGGAUGUUUUGAAAAGAACCUUGAAAGUCCUGAAGUGACAUUAAAUCAACAAGUUGAGAAGUUCUGGAGUUUGGAGAAUCACGGGUUUGGAGAUUCCAAUCUGCAAACAGAUAGCAUAGAAGACGCAAGAGCACUACAUAUGUUGAAGGAAACAACACAGUCUACUGAUGCUGGAUACAAGGUUGGUCUGUUGUGGAAACGUGACCAYCCUAGCCUACCCAAUAACAAGAAGCUUGCUGAAAGACGACUUGAACAACUUAAAAGGCGCUUUCGACGUGAUGAAGACUUUUCCGAAAAGUACCAGCGUGUAAUAAAUGACUACUUGGAAAAGGGUUAUGCCAGAAAAUUGUCRGAUAGUGAAGCCGAAAGGACAAGUGACGUCACGUGGUACCUUCCACAUCAUGGUGUAGUGAACCCCAACAAGUCAAAAAUCAGAGUUGUGUACGACGCAGCAGCUGAGUACAGAGGAAYAUCUUUAAAUAAAGAACUGUUGCAAGGACCGCAACUUAAUAACACUCUUCUUGGAGUCCUUAUUCGUUUCAGAAAGGAAAGAGUCGCCUUAAUCUCAGACAUAGAGAGCAUKUUCCACCGUGUACAUUGCGCUGAAGAAGACACCGACGCAUUACGCUUUCUAUGGUGGAGUGAAGGUUUCGACAAACCCCCCAGCGAACAUAAAAUGAUGGUUCACUUGUUCGGCAAAAGUGACUCCCCAUGCAUUGCAGCAUGGGCCUUGAAGAAAACUGCCAAAGAUCAUGAACAUGAAUUUGGUAAAGAAGUUUCACAAGUCGUUGAAAGAAACUUUUAUGUUGACGAUUGCCUCGUGUCGGUGACAACACCAGAUGAAGCAAUUGAACUUUCAAAGAAUCUGACUGAAUUGUUAAAGAAAGGAAACUUUAGAUUAACCAAGUUUGCCUCAAACGACAAGGCAGUGCUAUCAGCUAUUCCAGCUGAAGAAAGAACAGUUAAAAACCUUGAUCUAGAUGAAUUUCCUAUAGAGAGGGCUCUUGGAGUCCAAUGGAACAUUGAAACGGACACUCUAGGAGUCAAGCAAUCUGUAACGCAAGGAGAAGUCAACCAAGACAAGAGGARAGAAUGUCUUUCUGUCCUAAGCUCAACAUUUGAUCCAUUUGGCAUGAUAGCUCCGGUACUACUCUCAGCCAAAAGAGUUAUUCARAGAACCUGGCAACUGAAACUAACAUGGGGACGAUCCUCUUCCUGA